GUAUAACAUCAGGAUCUUUAAAUUUUGAUACCUUCGAGACCACCAAGACCAACCCACUGUGGUUACGUACUCACUUUUUCACAGUUUUUUCCAGGACCCUGUUAUAUAUAUUGCCCUCGGAGACGGCUCUGGCAUUAAUCCAUGGCUGAUUUGCCUAAAGAUACCCUCUACGACAUCUUUUCAAGGUUGCCAGUCGAAUCUUUAGCUCGUUUUCGUUGUGUAUGCAAACCAUGGUGCAACUACAUUGAUGAUCCUUACCUUGUAAGCAUUCAUGUCAAUGAGCCAAUACUAAUGAUGUUAAACGGCCAAUGCGCUACACUUCCCAAACAAUUGGGUCUGGGCAUUGGGAGUAAUAUCGAGCCCAAAGAAGGUAAUACUGUUUUUGAGGUGAAACAAGACCCGCUUUAUAGGUUUGAGUCUAAGGGAGGUACGAUCCUAGAUAUAGGUGUUUGCAAUGGGAUGAUCUUAUUCCAUCAACAUAACUUUUAUAGUACUAGUUGUUAUCUCGUGAUCCAUCCUCUAAGGAAAGAACGUUAUGAGUUGCCAUUCGUUGAUCUUCUGUAUCAUCCAAGUUAUGUAAAGGCAUAUGGGCUUGGUUUUGAUGAUUCUACCAAAACCUUCAAGGUGGUGUUUCUUUUUAAUAGUAGACCAACCUCAUUAACGGAUUUGGGGAAUUCAUGCACCAUGGUUCAUGUAUUGGGCACAUACUCAUGGCGAAAGAUACCUCAAAUCCCGGACGAUUGUUCUAUGAUAAAGGGUCAAGGUGUAUUUGUUAAAGGACUCUUGUAUUGGGCUAUUAAUCUCCGUUGGCCUGGUACGCAUGGAGACGUUGUCAUACACAAUGUAAUAUACUUUGAUGUGACCAAGGAGGAAUUUGGGUCGAUUGAUCCUCCUCCAGACCAACAAUGACAACUAGGCAGAGACUGGUUAUUAAUGAGGAUGAGCUGCUUAAUAUACAUGAUAAAGUCGGAUAUGCAUAUAAAAUUGAUGAUAGCGUACUGGUAUGGAUAUUGAAGCACAAAGAGUGGGUGUCGUACUGUCAGUUCCAUUGUGCAUCACCUGUAAAUAGUGGCGACUGUUUUUUAUCCUUGCGUGGUUUACAGUGUUGUAACCAAGACGGGGACAUAUUAAUCAAAGAGCGUAUAUAUGGUGGGUUGUUUAUUUACAAACUGAAAAGUGGAGAUUUACAUGAACUCAACAUCAGUGGUCUCGAAGAUAAGUCUGAGAUAAUAUUGUAUCAAAGUCACCUGUCCUCUACUAUCCAUAAUAUCAACAAAAUGUGUUUCCCAGCAACAAAGAUUGAUCUUAUAAAAGCAACUUCAACCAGAACUUUUUUUAAAGCUUUUUAUACUUUGAAAAGUCUUUUUGAUUUACCUAACCUCUAUUCUUUUAGUUAUGUUUUUAUUACUAUAGCAUUACC
Molecule: messenger RNA, 1420 nt
Organism: Erigeron canadensis
Lineage: Eukaryota; Viridiplantae; Streptophyta; Magnoliopsida; Asterales; Asteraceae
Product: putative F-box/kelch-repeat protein At3g17570
Exons: 2
Coding region: 142-909 (255 amino acids)
Molecular function (GO): protein binding
Source: RefSeq, a predicted model, not a curated record